CCUCCUCCACUGAGUCCUGCAGUUUCCACAGGGUGAAGACUGGGCUGAAAGCCUGACCAGGAACCAGGUUCAGACUCUGAAGUGGCUAGCGAGCCCCUCCAGCCCAGCACACCCUUGGCGUCGGGCUCAGAGAACAAUACCCCCUUCAAAUUGGACAGACUUUCUGAAGACACAGAAAUCCUCCCAUUGGCCGUUCCCCUGGGCUCCUGUGUCAGAUGAGCAAGGAGACCACCACCAGGAUCUUUCUAGAAGUAGUGGGCACUCUUCCUUUUUAUUCCAUGAUUUCCUGUUGCCCUUGUCAGGAGACUGCAGCUUUGAAGCUUUCGCUCCUGCCCAGCCCUGCCCUGUCCUGCCUCCUGCCAACCUGCUCAUCCAAAAAUGGUGCUUAUACCUUGCUGCCGAAGGCUGUCAAGGAGUGGACUGAAGAUGCCCUGGUGAGACCGGCCAUCCGGGGAGAAGGAAGGUGCACUACUUGUUCCCAGAUGGGAAGGAAAUGGCCGAAGAAUAUGAUGAGAAGACAGGUGAACUACUUGUGAGAAAGUGGCGUUUGAAAAGUGCCCUUGGAGCCUUGGGCCAGUGGCAGAUUGAGGUGGGAGAGCCAGCACCCCCAGGAGCAGGGAGCCUGGGGCCUGAACUCAUCAAGGAGAGCAAUGCCAAUCCCAUCUUCAUGCGGAAGGAUACCAAAAUGAGUUUCCAGUGGCGGAUUCGAAAUCUCCCCUACCCUAAGGAUGUCUAUAGUGUCUGUGUGGACCAGACAGAGCGCUGUGUUGUUGUCAGAACCACCAACAAAAAGUACUAUAAGAAGUUCUCCAUUCCUGACCUAGACAGAUACCAGCUGCCUCUGGAUGCUUCCCUGCUGAGCUUUGCUCAUGCCAACUGCACCCUGAUCAUCUCUUACCAAAAGCCAAAGGAGGUCCUGUUAGCAGAAUCAGAACUGCAGAAGGAGCUAAAGAAGGUGAAGACGGCCCAUAGCAGUGAUGGGGACUGCAAGACCCAGUAGUGAGCACCCCCACCAUGAAGGAUGUGCACCCCCAGCUAGAGGACGGUGAGGCUCUUCCAGUGCACCCAUGAGACCUCAGGGCCUAGGUGUUUCCAUGCAGGGGCAGCCUCUUCUCUCCCAGGAGCUAUCAGACUCUGUAAGAACCGGGCCUCGGGGCAUCCUGAGCGCAUCUGCUGAGUAAAGUCACUCUGAGUCGCUGUGGGUAGACUGCCCUCUUGUCCACUUCUGUAUGCUCCUGUCCCCAGAUGGGGGGCUAUACAUUCCCUUCUCCUCCAGCCGGAGGACCUUCAACCUAAAGUCUUCUGCAUGAAGGAGGCAUGAGCCUUCAAUGGAGGCCAAGGCUAGGCUGGCAGGGACCCUGUGCUACCCUAGUUUGCAGAAGUGGACGCCCUAAGAUAGAUGUAGGAGAGGAAGACAUUUUUAAAAUACAUAAGCCUUGGAAACAGAGCCCCGGAUAUUGAGACAUUGGUGAAAAGCCACAAUUAGGGUGGUGGGGGUGUGCAUGCUGGACAUAGCGUGUGCAGAUGGAGAGCACUGGGCGCCCUCAGCCCAUCCACAGUUCCCUCUCCACACCUACAGGUGACACCUACCCCAGCAUCCAGGGUGCCAGGAGACCAGGGGUCUCCAUAGAGGUCUUCCUGAAGAGAAACCUUUAUUCUUUGGAGCACUGAGCCCUAUUCCCAGCAUGCACAUCCCCAAGUUUGAAUCUGUUGUUCCCUCAACCUGGGGUCUUCCAGGACUCCACAGCCAAUGAGGAAACAGAUCUGUGAAUAAUCAAGCUUUACUUUUUACAAAAGUGAACACUGUAGCAUGUUUUAAGAGCCAACCUGAAGUUGGGUUGGCUCAGAACUGCUGGGUUCCCUUUGUCCUCUCUCGGUUUCAAAUCAAGAGGAGGCCAGUGUCCCAGCAGGGAGAGCUUGG
Molecule: messenger RNA, 1921 nt
Organism: Talpa occidentalis (Iberian mole)
Lineage: Eukaryota; Metazoa; Chordata; Mammalia; Eulipotyphla; Talpidae
Gene: DPCD
Product: deleted in primary ciliary dyskinesia homolog (mouse)
Exons: 8
Coding region: 494-1000 (168 amino acids)
Source: RefSeq, a predicted model, not a curated record